GAAUGAAGAGGAAGCCACCUUGUGGCUUGGAACUUGGUUCAGGAAACCUCAUUAUGAACGUGGUGGAGCUCGCGCAUACGGCUUGAACCAGUGUGCCAUCCGUAGCUCUGAGAGUGUCGUGAGGAACGGUGGCAAGAUGGCGUCGGAGCCGGAUAAGACUGAAAUUCUAACAAUUUUCAAACGACUCAGAUCAAUUCCGACAAAUAAGUCCUGUUUUGAUUGUGCUGCUAAGAAUCCAAGUUGGGCCAGUAUAACCUAUGGCGUAUUCUUGUGUAUUGACUGCUCUGGGAUCCACCGCUCAUUGGGAGUGCAUCUCAGUUUUAUCAGAUCCACAGAGCUGGAUUCUAAUUGGAGUUGGUUUCAGUUGAGAGGUAUGCAGAUUGGAGGCAAUGCAAAUGCGGCUGCCUUUUUCCGGCAACAUGGGUGCACAACUAAAGACACAAAUGCCAAGUACAACAGCAAAGCUGCACAAAUGUACCGUGAGAAGAUCAGGCAGCUAGCAAACACUGCACUCUCAAAGUAUGGAACUGAUCUAUGGAUUGACAGUCCAGGUGGUACACAAGUGGAAAGUCCUGAAAAUAAAGACGCUGAUUUCUUUGCAGAACACACUCAGCCUUCCAGCAGCUGGGAUAUGGCUUCUGCAUUAACAGAUCAGAAUUCUGCAGGGAGCCUGCUGGUUACAGAAGAACCCCCAAAACAGGAAGAAAGCUUGAACAAUCAACCUGAACAAGGUCCCAGCAUUGAAGGCCUUAGCACAUCUGCCAAAGCAACAAUUGAGGAUUCGAUGCGUUUGGCAUCAGAUGAACCUCUGCCUUCUAAAGAAGUGAAGCCUUUGAUCAUUGGAAAGAAAAAGCCUGUUGCAGCAAAAAAAGGGCUGGGUGCUAAAAAAGGACUGGGUGCUCAGAAAGUAAGCAGCCAGAGCUUCAGCGAGACAGAACGACAGGCACAGGUAGCAGAGAAGCUGAGAGAGCAGCAGGCCAGCGAGACCAAGAAGCAGGCUGAAGAGUCAAUUGUUGCUUCAAUGCGUCUAGCCUACCAAGAGCUUCAGAUUGACAGGAAAAAGGAAGAUAAAAAAAUCCAGAGUCUGGAUGGAAAAAAAAGAGAACAGGCUGAGAGGCUUGGAAUGGGAUUUGGAACCAGAAGUGCGGUGUCUCAUUCGGUGCUGUCAGAGAUGCAAGUAAUUGAGCAGGAGACCCCAGUUGCAGCCAAAUCCACUCGCUCUAAGCUGGAUAUGUUUGAUGAACCAGGAUUUACAGCUGGACCUCCAAAGUAUAAGGAUAACCCAUUCUCUUCAGGGGAUGACUUUGGUUCACGAUGGGAUUCUGAUUCUACCUCCCCUUUCUCCUCUUGGGGUCUCGACAAGGAAGAGCCAAAGGAGGCUGAAGUCACUAUUUCUAGUAUUCAGCCAAUUGGGGAAAGGCUGCCAAGCAGACGAAAGCCAGACAGCAAUGUAACCGUUGUGGAGUCGAGCGAGGCACGUCAGAAGUUUGCCAACGCUAAAGCCAUCUCAUCUGACAUGUUCUUUGGGAGAGAGAGUGAUGCAGAGUACGAGGCAAAGACUAGGUUGGAGAGGUUGUCUGGAAAUUCUUCCAUUAGUUCUGCAGAUCUGUUUGGGGAUGGGAGCGAUGGGUCUUCUGCAGGGGCUUCAUCUUAUGAUAGCGUGCUUCCAACUGGCCCUGAUAUUGCCCAGUUUAAACAAGGUGUGAAGACAGUUGCAGGAAAAAUGGCAGUACUUGCUAAUGGGGUGAUGAAUACAAUUCAGGAUCGUUACAGCUCUUACUGAGACUUCAGAAUCUGAACAUAGAGAAGAACCAGACACAUUGUUCAUCUGUUUGUUUUUUUUUGUUUUAUCCGUAUUGUUUUAAACCUGGCUGAUGGUUGUAUGUUUGUUUGUUUUAAGAAAAUAUUUUUUAACUUGACAGGGAAACUAUAGCUGCUGAAAAAUUAUUUAUUAAAAAAAAAAUUCUUAAGUUUGAGGUCUCAGUUGAAUUGGGUUACUUCUAUUCACUGAUGUUGACAAAUGCCUUUUGUGUGUAAUUUACAAAAAUGUAAAGAUGCCUAAAUCAUAAAGUUGAGAUGAGUAUUUGUCCUAGGAUUCAGUUUUUUCCUCAUCAAAAAUACUGUGAUAACCCUCUCACUGCCCAAACAGGGACUGUAACUAUUUAAAUUUCUACCAUAUUUAUCUGCUAUGAAAAUAGUGUUAAGGUUUUUGUUUUUAAAUCCUAAUGAUUUGAAAUGAGAUUCUAAAAAGGCUUUUUUAAAAUCAUGGUUAUUUUUAUAACAGUUCUGUACAAUAGUGCAAUUUGGUUGCUGUACUAUUAAGGAGUAGUUUAGUCUAGUAAUUAAAUAACCAUUGAGUGUGAAAGUUUAUAUAUAAUUUUUUUUUUUUUUUUUUAAAUAAACUGUUUUUGGUUACUUUUAUCAAUGUAAUAUUAUCCUUAAACCAACAAACAGCCCGUAUGCAUUAAUUAAUUUAUAACUGGUUCGUAAUAUAAAAAAAUAUUCUGGUUGGAGCACAGUCAAGGCCCACACAGAUUUUAGUUUAACCUUUUUUGCUAUCCUGUAUACCCCUUCAGUUGAAGUUGGUUUCAUGUCUAUUCCAUGAUACAAAACCAGGCACCUUUUGUCGGUGCAGAAUUGACAGAAGGGAAAUCCUGGAAUCCUUCAAACAAAAGCAACGUUCACAAUGAUAGACGGUCUCUAAUAAAUCAACUAACAUCGCAGUGGUGACCAGGAAAGGUAAAAUAUCUUGGAGUGUUGACAGGAGCAAAAUGUAGUUUAACAGGGCAGGAUUUAAUUUUUACUUUUGCUGCUAAAAUUUGGAGGAACCCGCUCCUAUAUGACAUGCGAGUCCUGUUGAAUUAUUCUGCAAGACCUUUUAACAGCACUGCUUUUUAGAGAGAUACAAGUUACUUAAAGAACUUGCACUGGAUUGCCAAAGAUGAGGCUGUAAUUCCUUUUAUAGGUUAAAAAUCAUACCUUUUUAAUGCUGUGCUAUUUGCUGUGCUUGUCCCAUGGCAUUCAAGGUAAGAUUUAGCUUAAUGUUUAGGCUUUUAUGCCCUUAAUUUUGGAACAGAAUAGUUUACUGUGUGUGUUCUCAAACACACAAACUAAUCAGAUACUUAUACCCUGUUGAGUUUGUGUCAGGAACUUGAAAAUAUAUAAUGCCUUGGUUGAAAAGCGAUUUGUCACUGUGAGUGUGUUAUAUCCUUCAUAGAAUACCUGAACAUUGGCAAAAAGUGUCGUAAACACCAAAGUCCUAAACUGGAUACCCCUUUAUUCUCACAGUUGUGUCUCAGCUAUCGUGUCUCUCCUGUUCCAUCAUCUAUAUGCAAUACAGUAUUUCAAUCGUUUGGGUUUACAUGUGCUCCCAGUCCCGAAGGGCUAAAGACUUUUGAAGUGAUGUUUUUCUAUCACUUGUCAUUUUGUAAAUAUUCUAAAGUGUUGAUUCAGGAUCUUGCAUCAUGCUGUUUUAACAGUUAGCCAGUUCUGACUUUGAAAAACCAAGCAUGUUUUUUGAGUGUUUUCCCAGUUACACAAGUUAAAUAGUGAAAACCUUCUGAGUGGAAAAGCUGAGGGUGCCAAAUGAAAUGCUGAGAACUUUAUGGAACCAUUAGACUGCCUGAUGACAUGGAACAAUUGGACUGGCAGCGUGAAAUACAUUUAGUAGUAAAUCCUUUCUGUUUACCACCCUCGUAACAUUUCACAAUGUGAUAAGAGCUUUAACUUGUGUAUUAUCAAAAGUAGGAUCUUUAUAUAUUCCCUUGUCCUGGAAAUUAUAUACAUUUUGUUUUUUAAUUAAGUAUUACAGCCUUCCAUUCUUUCUUGCCAAGGAAUGGAGAGAUUUAAUUGUGUUAAUAUAUUUGCCACUUUGCAAUGACAGCUUCCUUCCUUGGGGACAGUACAUAACUAUGUUUUAUCUGUACUUUGUAGUGAUGGUAAUAUUGUCCUGCCUGACACUGACCCAGUGUGAUUUAAAAAAUAAAUAAAUAAAAAAUAAGAACAAACAUCUUUUCUCCCAAACAUGCAUAUGUUGUAGGUGACAUGUAAACCAUUGCUUAAUUAAGUGUUAAUAAAAAUGUAACUGUU
This is a messenger RNA of Acipenser ruthenus (sterlet), 4089 nucleotides long. RefSeq names its product ADP-ribosylation factor GTPase-activating protein 2-like. Bases 137 to 1783 code for a protein of 548 amino acids. Gene Ontology annotation, molecular function: GTPase activator activity. The record is from RefSeq and is a predicted model, not a curated record. NCBI's taxonomy places the organism in Eukaryota, Metazoa, Chordata, Actinopteri, Acipenseriformes, Acipenseridae. The transcript is spliced from 17 exons. Gene Ontology annotation, biological process: COPI coating of Golgi vesicle.